This is a messenger RNA of Coregonus sp. 'balchen', 6854 nucleotides long. The record is from the annotation of a GenBank genome assembly. Lineage: Eukaryota; Metazoa; Chordata; Actinopteri; Salmoniformes; Salmonidae.
UUUCCUCAUGGUCCUGGUGUGCCUUAUCUUCAGUGUCCUGUCCACCAUAGAACACUAUGCUGAUUUUGCCAGCGGAACACUCUUCUGGAUGGUGAGUGGAUUUGGGAUGGAUUUCAUCUCCUCAAGUCAGUGACCUACCUUUGAUUUUGUUUUAUUGCAAUACCAUCCACAUCCACAUGAUGGGAGUAGAACAUCUUGAGUGGGACCCAGACUAACCGCCAUCUUAAAUUCAACUGAUUUCAAGCCCAGUGUUCAACAGUAUUAUAAAAAUAGUGAACUAAUUAAAUGGAAAGGGUCUAUUUAGGUGCACAACUAUAUCUAUUAGUCAUUGGCAUGCUUCAGAGCUUAUUGCUGGAGGUUUUGGUUGAUGUAGAUUAUAUUGGCUACUCAGUGGUGUUACUAUCAGUCCUACUCUCACAGGUAGGAACAUACUGUUAUGGGGCAGGAUAAAGACUUUGCAUCAUCAUUUUCCUCACAAAAACGCUUUGCAUAUAAACACACACGCAUGCACACACACACCUCACCAGUGUGGGGACAAUUCUCUAAACUUUUGGCCAGUGCCCUUUGGAGGAUUCCCUGGCUGCUGAGUUAUUCAUUUAUUUUCACCCUGGAAGAAGAGCUCUCCUCUCAGCAGCAGAAGACAGAGAGCUAGAACAGCAGGUAGAAACCCAGUGGGUAGGACAGAAGAAAGAGAGCUAGAACAGCAGGUAGAAACCCAGUGGGUAGGACAGAAGAAAACUAUAACAGUUGAGCUAGAAAGCAGUAGUUACAUUAGAGCAUUAGAGUUACAAAACAUUGUAACAAACAUUUGAAACUCAAAACAUGAGAAUUACAAAACCUACAAGAUAGUAUUAUUAAGGAAGACAGGUGGCAAUGUCUUGAGGGCAAUAUUUCAGUUACUCAACUGUUCAACUGCAUUUUAUGUGCACCUGCAUGUGUGUGUAUGAUGUAAUUGUGUUUGUGUAUUGCAUAUGUUCUCUGUGCGUGUGCGUGCACGUGUGUGUGUGUGAGAGUCUGUGUGAUCAUAGCACGUAUUUGUGGUGGAGUGGCUAUACUUAGCGAGUUCAGGGUUAGCUGACAUCCAUGAAUCUGUGUGCUUGUUUUGGAUGGCAGAGAGGACAUUAGUCCUUAAGGAUAUUUGGCUUUCAAAGCAGCUGCCAAAGUAAAGUUAGCCAGGCUCAGCAGGGCGUACCGACAUCAUCACGUGUCACACGCUCUAGUCUCUCUUUCCUUUCCACUCCUGUCCUGUCCUCCAGUCUACUCCAGGUCCACUGAUGUCACAGCUAUGUGGCACAGUGGCACCACCAAACAUCUGAUCAGAAACUGGCCUCCACCAUCAUUCCACCAUAUUAACACAGAGCUCCCGCAAACAUUUCCGCACAGCCCAAUCCAUCUCCAAUCCAUCUAAUCACAUUCAAAUUGCUCAUACCCAGGCCUAUGAAUCAACUCCAUCCUAGUUUUAUGAGAUUAGGGAACACUACUAAAUGAAACUAUUAACUGUUUUCUGCAAACAUCUAGUUACUGGUUCGUGACACAAAAAUCCCUCGGACAUCCAGGUGAACCAUUUUAGGAUUUUGGAGAUUUAUUGUAAUCCGAUUAGAUUUUCCGUGUUCACCUGGUUUUACCUGGAAAUGGCAUGGUCAAAUGGUUAUGUAAUAAUUCAAUUAUUUGACAGUGAAGAACCAGAAAGUACCCAUUUCUUGUAUAUAGUUUAUACAUAACAUCAGGGAAACACCAAGUGAAAUAGAACCGUAAAAUAAAACAUUACCCAGUUUUUAUUCUCACCCAGCACUGAUCUGACCUGGUAGUUCAUCUAUGUUUUCAUGUUCCUGUUCCUGUUCCUGUUCCUGUUCCUGUUCCUGUUCCUGUUCCUGUUCCUGUUCCUGUUCCUGUCACCUGUCCCCACUCAAGCUUGGUUUCCUUUAAAUCUCACAACAAGACUUAUCUCCUACAUUCUUAGAAAAAAGGGUUCCAAAAGGGUUAUUUGGCUGUCUCCAUAGGAGAACCCUUUUUGGUUCCAGGUAGAACCCUUUUGGGUUCCAUGUAGAACCCUCUGUUCUACAUGGAAAAGGGUUCUACCUGGAACCAAAAAUGUUUCUUCAAAGGGUUAUCCUAUGGGGACAGCCAAAUAACCCUUUUAGGCUCUAGAUAUAACCUUUUUUUCUAAGAGUGUAGAGGUGCUGGCCACUGGGGAGCAGUUUGAACAGGUGUGGGAAAAUAGCCUUGGCCAACUUUUAGACACAAAUACCCACAAAUAGUGCAAUGUUAUAUAGACACAGCACAGAGCCAUGAAAUUUGGUAGGGCUGUGCCUGGUCAGUCAAGUCCAACUAAAAUAUAUGUUAUUAACCCACUUCUCACUUUUUCCCUCAGUCACAAACACAGUAGCUAUUUAUGUUAAAUCCACACAACAGUGCUAUUUGUUCCUGUAAGAUCAAUCCAACCCACAGUAUCAUUAUGGAAAAUAAGGAUUCUGUCACUGCAGUAGCAGUAAGUGAACGUGUCUAUAUGGUGAGUGACAGCCAGGGGAUUGUUUUUGUGACUAUGGAGCUAUGUUGUUGCAGCAGGGCCUGUGGUAUUAGGUUUCAAAAGGGAGGGGGGGGGGGGCUGGUAGAGCAGCCAAUUCAAGCAAGCAGUGGGACGGCCACCCACACUAAGACGGCUAUUACUGAGCAUUACGUGGCAAAAUAUUAUGGAGACAUGGUGCUAAUGAAAAAGAUAUUGGUUCAUGAAGAAUUAUCACACACACACACACACACACUCCCCCCGCCCCACCCUACACACAAUUUUUGCACUCUGGCAAAAUGUCACCCAUUAUAUUUUAACCACCCAACAGAUGUGUAAAGGGCUCCAACACAACCCAGCUGAUUAGUAUUUAUCCUACCUGCACAUCCUGCUUAGGUGCUGUCACAGCCAUGAGGCUCAAAUCACUGAGCCAUUGAUCCUGGCUCAAUAUGCUCUGUCAUCAGAGAUGCUAUCUAACCUUCUUCUGGGUGGGCUGGUGUGAAUGGCGCCCUUACCACCAGACCACCUCAGCCUCUCUCUGUCAGCACACCUGUCAAGUCCCAGUUCCACCAAGGUCUUAUCAAGCCUGACAUCUCAAUGCAUUGCUUGGCAACUCCUAUUACUCUCAUAGUAUGAAAUAGCAGAUAGAUAGUGUGUGUAGUAGUCCUAGUAAAAUGCUGUGGUCUUAAUGAACUAGUUUGAAUGUUUUGUGUCUUCCCACUUUCUUCUCCGGCCCUGUUCUCCUAACUGUUGUCUGGAACUGCUUGUGUUCUGGUCCACAGGAGAUUGUCCUGGUGCUGUUCUUUGGGACAGAGUACGUGGUGCGGCUCUGGUCCGCCGGCUGCAGGAGCAAAUAUGUGGGGAUCAAGGGACGACUCCGCUUCAUCAGGAAACCAAUAUCUAUCAUAGGUGCACCUGGCUUCUCCUUUAUUAAAUCUCACACAGCCGUGCCACAUGCAAUCAGACACCGUUGUUACACGUUUUUACCCCUUCGUUUUUUGGGGUGAAAUUAGAUUACUUCUACUAUUACUAGGGGAGAACCGGGACGAAAGUAAUACUUUUUGUUUGUUUCCUAAUUACUCACAGAUCGGUAGAGCUAGAGAGACCAUAUUUUAUGACAAACAACUUAUGUCCUCCACCAUUAGCAACUGUAAUUUCAUUUCUAGUGUAAUUGAGUUGAAAUUAAAUAGGCCAAGAACAGAACUACCGCGACGUUACUUUUGUACCUGCCGGUGGGGCGGGAGUAAUACAGCCUUAGGACGGAAUUAACAGCUGGCGAGAAGUGCACAAUAUGUCUUAUCUCCAUGUUUCUGUUUUGUAAUGCUCAUUACUUUCAACAAAUGUACUAUCAGCCAUCACUCAUGAAUAAUUCAUGCUAUAGGUUAGACUAUAGGUUUAUUAAUAUUAACCAUGCGUCAACAUCGCAAUGUUGCGCAACCACAAUAUUUUGCCUUACAAUAUUAAUCAGACUAAAAUGGAUCACAUAAUAGCUAUAUUAACCAUAAUUUUCUCAUCUCACUUUAAUGGGAAUGUAGUAGGAGAUGUUUUUCACCAUUUUCAAUUACUAUUCAUGCUUAGCCCUACCAAUCAGCUGCGCUCCAGCUGUCCUUGUCAUGUGCGCUCCUCAUGUCUUGAUAGAAUAAAAGUUGUUAUUAUUUUCCUAAACGGCAAAGUCAUCAGGCUUAACACAUUUCCAUGGCUUGACACAAGGUAAUUGUGAUGAGUGUGAUUAGAAGGAGUCAGGCGCAGGAGGGUAAAUCACAGAAUACAGAGUUUAUUCCGUCGUACAGAGUUGCGCAAGAUAGCGACAACAAAAUACAGGCACAGGGGAAUAAUCUACCCCGGCAAUACAAGGUACGAGUAGCUCCACCGAGCUACACUCAACUCACAUAAAACAAUCACCCACAAGGACAAGGGGGCAGAGGGAACACUUAUACACAGAAUGAUGAGGGGAUAUGAACCAGGUGUGUGUAAUUGACAAGACAAGACAAAUGGAAUGAUGAGAUAUGGAGCGGCAGUGGCUAGUAAGCCGGUGACGCCGAACACCGAAUCCUGCCCGAACAAGGAGGGGAGGCAGCCUCGGUGGAAGUCAUGACAGUAAUUAACCCCCAGAAUCAUAAAGAUAUAUGUUUUUUACCACUAACCUGUCGAUAAAAGCUUAUGUGAGAAGCUGAUCCAUCAAGUCAAUUGAUUAAGGCAUAAUUCUAAUGAUGUCAUAUAUAAUUUUCUAACAUUCAGUCACUUGUUGAUAUUUGCUAACAUUAUAAAAGGAAUAUAAACUAGAGGAGACAAUGGCCUGUGCUUAAACAUUUUUUUUAUUCCAGGUCAUCAGUUAACAUUGUGUUACUUUCAGGUAAUUUUUUUGCAGGGAGCUCAUCCUCCGCAUUAGGAACAUGCUGACUUCACUACGUCAUUCUAGCUUCUGUUUUAUCUGAGAAAAUGGGCAUGUUAUUUUCGCCCCGUGUUACUUUCGUCCCGGCUCUCUCCUUACUUUUUCUACUAUUUUUACUUCUACUAUUAUGUCUACUACUUUUGUUGUUCAAUGGAAACUUAAACAUUUGAAGAUUCUGAACUAGAUGACGAUGCUAAUGUACAGGUGUAUCCCUGUAUCCCCCCCAGAUCUGAUAGUGGUUAUUGCCUCCGUUGUAGUGCUGGGUGUAGGCUCCAAUGGCCAAGUGUUUGCCACAUCUGCUAUCAGGUACUGGGUAUAUUACAAAUCGGGAUGAAAAUUUCAAUAAAUUCUCUGGUUUUCCAGAAAUCCUGGUUGGAGGAUUCCAGAUAUCCUGCUUAUUCACCUCCUGAUUCCGGGAAGCCUCCAACUGGGAUUUAGGGAAAAACAGGAAAUGUAUUGAAAGUUCCCAGAAUUUUGCAACCCUAAUUACAAAUACGAUAAUAUUGUAAUAUAAGUGUAACAUUUUGUGUUCUACUGUAGUUGUGUUUUCGUUGCUUAGUAAAACAGUUGGAAGAGAGAAGUGGUAUAGUAGGCUAAGGUUUGAUUGACAUUGGUUGCCUUUUGUCUCCAUGGUUACAGGGGAAUCCGCUUCCUCCAGAUUCUACGCAUGCUGCACGUGGAUCGUCAGGGAGGAACAUGGAGGCUUCUGGGAUCGGUAGUCUUCAUCCAUAGACAGGUGGAGAUCCCUUUACAUCCGUUGGCCCAUUUAAUCUCACAGUUAUGUGCAGAAUGAGUUUACAUGAAGUUAUCACAAGUUCAUCUGGAGUAUAAUGCUGUUUUUAGUAGAGUGACUCAUCUACCUUGAUCUUACUUGAUCCACUUGUCUACUGUACCUUGAUUAGGCUUCUCAUAAAUCCUCAGUCAAUCAAACGGAUGAAAAUAAAAAUGCAAGGUAGAUGAGAUGGCUAAAGACAUGGUUAGUCAUGGCUUUGAAAAGAAAAAAUAUGUAAACUAUUGUUGGACAUUUCUUAACCAAAUAAGGACACACCCUCUGGUCAAAUGAUGGGUGCACAUCGCUGCCAUUUCUUCCAGAGGAUUAGUGCACUUGUUCUGUCUGAGUUGCCCUGCCUCCUGUCUAGCUUGUCUGGUUAUGGGCAGACUGAGGCAGACAUCUGUCCAUGUUGUCCAUGCUACAUUGCCACCAGUGAUUAUCACAGGGCCCGUUGCACAAUCACAGAUUCCUCUGAUACUCUCACUAGGACCUGCAAGGCUUUAUAAGGAGAGGGAGGUAGAGAGUCAGGUUCAACAGCUUUCCUUUCCUUCUUCGUGUGUUUUCCCCUCUUUGUUUUGUCAUCUCUACCCGUACACUAAUUUCAGUAAUCCGGUAUUCUUUUUAAGACCUCCUGUUCUGUUUUUUUUGCUAUCUUCAACUGGAAGCUGUGGGUUAUUUCUCUUUGAUGUGCAAUGUGUCAACUGCUAAUCUUUUAGGGUUCAGGGUUUACAUAAAUAGUCAAAGGGAGAUUUGGUAUUUGGUAUUUUAUUAAGAUCCCUUUAGCUGUUGGGAAAGCAGCAGCUACUCUUCCUAAAGAUGAAGAUGAAGAUGAAGUCUUCUGUCUGUGUGAAAUGAUAGAGAUAUAUUUUUUUUGUAGUCAUUGCAUGCUGUGUUGUAAUGAUUUAUGUUAUGGACGGAUAUCAUUUGUAAUGUAAAUGCAAUGUAAAAUGUGUAAAUAAUGUAAAGAAAUGCAUGUAACAUCUAUACAUGGUCUACUACACAUUACAAGUGACAUACUCCACUCUCUAUCUGCCUUUCCUCUGUUGUAGGAGCUGAUCACCACGCUGUACAUCGGCUUCCUGGGGCUGAUCUUCUCCUCCUACUUUGUGUACCUGGCGGAGAAGGAUGCUGUGGACGAGGAGGGCAAGACUGGCUUCUCCAGCUACGCUGAUGCCCUGUGGUGGGGC